This is a messenger RNA of Tripterygium wilfordii, 1541 nucleotides long. RefSeq names its product lanC-like protein GCL1. Lineage: Eukaryota; Viridiplantae; Streptophyta; Magnoliopsida; Celastrales; Celastraceae. Gene Ontology annotation, biological process: carbohydrate metabolic process; peptide modification. The coding region runs from base 87 to 1349 and encodes 420 amino acids. The transcript has 5 exons. The record is from RefSeq and is a predicted model, not a curated record. Gene Ontology annotation, cellular component: plasma membrane.
GAAACAAAGACACAGGCGUUAUAGAGAGGCAACGAGAGGGAUUUCUAAAAUCGGAAACGCCGGAGAUAUUUGCAGAGAGCGAUAGUAUGUCGUACGUCGUUGGAUUAACUUCUUCUCAAGAGAGUAAAGGAAACGAACGGCGGGAUUUGGUCGACGGAAUGAAUCUAACGGCUUCGAAUUUGACACUCCAGUCGGAGACUUUACUCAGAGCGGCCGUUUCUCUCAAGGAACAGGUGGUGGAGUUCACGUGGAGUGGUGGUCGUUGUACGGACGGCGCUGCGAAUGUUGAUGCUACGGUGUACACAGGACUGCUCGGUACUGCUUUUACGUGCCUGCGGUCUUACGAAGCUACAGGCAGCCAACAGGACCUGCUAUUGUGCUCCGAUAUCGUCGGCGCGUGCGCUUCCGUCGCACGUGCUUCUAGGCAUGUGACAUUUCUGUGUGGUAGAGGAGGAGUUUACGCACUUGGUGCGGUGGUUGCUAAUUAUACGAGGGACCAGCAAAGUCGUGACCUUUUCUUGAAUCUGUUCCUCGAGGUAGCACAAGAAAAGGCCCUUCCAAUUGGUGCAGAGGAAGGUGGUUUCGGAAUGUCAUAUGACCUUAUGUACGGGAGAGCUGGUUUUUUAUGGGCUGCUUUGUUCAUAAACAAGCACCUUGGAGAAGAGACAUUGCCUCUCGGCCUUCUUAUGCCAGUAGUUGAUGCUGUGUUAGCCGGAGGCAGAGCAGGGGCAUCUGAUAACACAGCUUGCCCACUGAUGUACAGAUGGCAUGGAACUAGAUACUUUGGUGCAACCAACGGGCUUGCUGGAAUCUUGCAUGUUUUACUUCACUUUCCUCUCUCUGAACAGGAUGCUGAAGAUGUUAAGGGGACUUUAAGGUAUAUGAUGAGUAAGAGGUUCCCACAUAGUGGAAAUUACCCCUCAAGUGAAGGAAACGCAAGGGACAAGUUGGUCCAGUGGUCUCAUGGUGCGACUGGAAUGGCCAUCACCCUUUGCAAGGCAUCCCAGGUGUUUCCAUACGUUAGAGAGUUUCGUGAUGCUGCUAUAGAAGCAGGGGAGGUUGUAUGGAAUAGUGGGCUAGUGAAGAAGAUAGGGCUUGCUGAUGGCGUGGCUGGUAAUGCCUACGCCUUCCUUUCCCUCUAUCGUCUUACAGGAGACAACAUAUACAAAGAGCGAGCAAAUGCAUUUGCAAGCUUCCUUUGUCAUAACGCGAGACAGCUUGUAACCAUGACACAUGGACGAGGAGAUGAGCAUGCCUACUCUCUUUUCCAAGGUCUUGCUGGAACAGCAUGCCUCUGGUUUGAUAUGCUAGCGCCGGAAAAGUCCCGGUUCCCAGGUUAUGAGUUUUAGUGUGAAAAUGAUAGCCGAAAGCCUUUACCUUUCAAGGGAGAAAAACAUAGUCUAAAAUGUAUAUAUGAAAGUGGCUUAUUGCUCUUAAUUAAAGUUUGUAAUGAGCGAGGCUGUAUCUCAGGCACAUUCUAACAGAGGUUACUUGAUGAAUUAAUACUGUAUGUUGGCAACUAGGUUGCAGAAGAUUCUUGA